UGCCAGGCCGAUUCUUAUAAAGCCUUACAGUUACUGGAAAAAAAAGGGAAAGUGAAAGCUUAGUUUUUUUGUUUGUUUUUUCCUGGGGAGGAGCUUCAGUUGGACAUUAUAAAAAUCAAUUCAGAGGCUUUCUGCAACUACAGAAGACAAGCACAUUCAGGAGGAAACCAAAAUAACAUUUACAGAAGAUCCUAGCGCUGCACGCAGAGCUUCCUGACAACCAGACAAAAAGCCCAAGAGCUACAGACUGAGACUGAUCAGGAUGAGGAGAACGAGGCAGGACUUGAAUAAUGACAGGCCGGUUCCCAGGACAGGAGGACGGAGUCCGUCGACCACAGGGAGAGCUUGCGGUGGACGAGAGUCUGGCCCAGGACUCAACUGCAAACCAGAAACAAAAACAAACAGUCAUUGGCCACUAUCACAGAAAAAAACAAGCCAUUGUCCAGCAACAAUGGAGAAAGGUCAGAAAAAGACAAUUAGACAGUGCCAGUCUGCUGUUAACAACGAUCAAAAAGUGUCAAGAGCAAACACAAGCAGCAAAAACAUGGGAAAAGACCGUGGAAAGGGCUUAAAUGUUGCACAUAAUAUAAAGAAGAACUGGAGCAAAAAAAUAGACAAUGGUGGAAGCAAAGAAAAUCUACCCAUGUUUAAACUCAAUCUGGAAGAAACAUGGCAGAACAGAGAUGGAUUCUGCAGAAGAAGCACAUUUGGGGACAACAUCACAAAAGAGAACAAGACCAUUAUGAUGAUCGGAGCCACAGGUGCAGGAAAAACCACUCUAAUUAACAGCAUGAUCAACUACAUUCUGGGAGUGCAAUGGAAAGACGACUUCCGGUUUGUGCUAAUAGAUGAAGGGAAUCAGAAAUCCCAGGCUGAAAGUCAGACAUCAGAGAUCACAGCAUAUCAAAUUAAUUACAUGGAUGGUUUCCGGGUCCCAUAUUCUCUGACCAUUGUGGAUACACCAGGCUUUGGUGACACCAGAGGAAUUUCACAUGACCAGAAAAUCACAAAGCAGAUUCAUGAGUUCUUCUCUGCCCGUGGAGGGAUCGACCGCAUUGAUGCUGUGUGUUUUGUAGUACAGGCUUCACUUGCCCGUCUAACACACACACAGAAAUAUGUCUUUGACUCCAUUCUUUCCAUAUUCGGGAAGGACAUUGCUCAAAACAUCAUUGUGCUGGUCACCUUUGCUGAUGGGAAAACACCUCCUGUUCUGGAGGCCAUCAAAGUCGCUGAGGUGCCCUGCUCUACCAAUGAGUCUGGAGAGCCUCUUCACUUCAAGUUCAACAACUCUGCUCUGUUUGCUACCAAUAGCACAUCUGCAGAUGAUGAGGAGUCUGACUGUGAAAACUUUGACCAAAUGUUCUGGAAGUUGGGUUUUUCCAGCAUGAAGAAAUUCUUCACAUCGCUUAACACGAUGAAAACCCAGAGCUUGUCUCUCACACAGGAGGUCUUAAAAGAGCGGCAGCAGCUAGAAGUGCAGGUGCAGGGUCUCCAGCCCCAAAUCAAUGCUGAUCUGACAAAACUGGAUGAAAUCAAGAAGACCACAGCUGCUUUGGAGCAGCACAAGGCGGAUAUGGAUGCAAACAAGGAUUUUGAAUAUGAAUUAGAAGUAACUGUCCCAAAACAGAUUGAAAACAACACUAGCUACUACCUAACCAACUGCCAAAGUUGUCACUUCACAUGUCAUGACACAUGUGUGUAUGGAAAUGACAGUGAUAAAUAUAAGUGCUGGGCCAUGAAAGAUGGAAAGUGUAAGGUCUGUCCUGGAAAGUGUGCCUGGAAUGUGCACUUUAAUCAGAAAUACAAAUGGGAUUAUGUCCCAGAAAAGAGAAAAGAAACUUAUCAGGAAUUAAAAAAGCGAUUUGAGGAUGCACAUGGACAGGUCAUGUCAAAAGAAAAGAUCUUCGAAGAGCUUGAAAAGGAGUUUCAGGUUGUCCAGCAUAUUGUGGCCGCACUAAUAGAGGGAUCUCAAAAGUCCUUGGAGCGGCUUCAGGAAAUCGCCCUCAAACCCAAUCCUCUGUCCACCCCUGACUACAUUGAUCUGAUGAUUGAGUCUGAGAAACAAGAGGCUAAGUCUGGAUUUCAAGAUCGCAUUCAGUCUUUAAGAGAAGUCAGGGAGAAGGCAGAGAUCAUCAGUAAGGUUUGCACAGGAGGAGUGCUUCCAGAUGAUUGGAAUGAUUACAAACAUGAAGCAAGAAAAAAAGAAGCAUCCUAUCAUCCAAUGGUCCUGUUCAAUAAUGUAAAGGAUUUCAUUCAGGAAAAAAUGGGCAAGAAAUGAAAUAUAAUACAAAGCAAUAAAAUACAAAUUUUAUUUCUAAAGCACAUUUAAAACAACUGCAUUUGAUCAAAGUGCUUUCCAACAUCAUUAAUACAACAAAACAAUUACAUACAGUCAGACUUUAAAAUUAAAGUCACUAAAAUUAAGUCACUCUAAUCAAUUCUAAAAGCUAUACUAAAAAGAUGUGAUUUCAAUCUAGACAUAAAAGCAUCCACAGAUGGGGAAGAUUUAAUGUGCAUUAGAAGAGGGUUCAGUUUUAGGAACAUGAAGAAUCAUCUGACUCGAAGAUCUCAUAUUUCUUGUAUUUUGAUAAGGAAUCAAUAGUUCAACAAUAUAUUUUGGGGCAAUGCCAUGCAAUUCUUUAAAAACCAUCAACAAAACCUUAAAUCUCAAUGCACAAAUCUCCAAUGCAAACUGAAAAUGAUCUAUCACUACCUUUUCAGAAUCAGAAUUGCCGCUCUAGUGUGCAUUCAUGCUUCAACUGUGAUAAAUAAAUAGGUUCAAAACUAUUAAAUGAACUCCUAUGAUUUAACUCUGAACAUAAAUUUGUUACUGGAGUAAUCUGUGACAGAAGAUUAUCAACGUUAUUUACAAAAAAAAACAUUUUUGAUUAGCCUCUAGG
Sinocyclocheilus grahami is the source of this 2900-nucleotide messenger RNA. RefSeq lists its product as uncharacterized. Lineage: Eukaryota; Metazoa; Chordata; Actinopteri; Cypriniformes; Cyprinidae. Bases 263 to 2278 code for a protein of 671 amino acids. The record is from RefSeq and is a predicted model, not a curated record. The transcript is spliced from 4 exons. Gene Ontology annotation, molecular function: GTP binding.